UUGGGCUGGUUACCUUAGUAACUAACAGCUGCAAAAAACACACUCACACUCAUACUGAAGUAGUGAGAGCAGGAGGCGACAUGGAAGAGCUCGAUUUUCUUUUAGAGGAGCUGGCCCAGACUUCUGCAGGUUCACAGGGUGUCAGUGAGAACAACAGCAACAAUCCAGUUGAUGGAGAGACGCCAGGUGCAGUUUGUGCUGGACUUACCAAGAAAGGAAAAGGCCCAGUCUUCUCAAAUGUCUACAGUGAUCUGCCAGCUCCUGUGGCGGCUUCUCCGGACUCACCCACUAAGGAGCUGGACUCCAUCUUGCAGGAUCUGAUGGGUUUGGGACAAGGGGAUCCAGAGUCUUCAGCGACCCCACCACCACUCACACAGAAGCAGUCUGUGAAAAGGAAAACAGAAGGAGGCCAACAGGAGAACAAGGCGAGCAGCAGCAGCGGCGGUGCAGCAGGUUCAGAUGCAAUGGCCUCGAACACGAGCAAGAAAACAGAUACUAUAGAUGAUCUGCUUGGUGGACUGAGCUCCGACUUGGAGAAGAUUGGUGUGCGCACCACAGCCAAGGGCCACUGUGCUUCCUGCAACAAAUGCGUUGUGGGAAAGAUGAUCACCGCACUGGGUGAAGUGUGGCACCCUGAACACUUUGUGUGUGUGGCAUGUAAGAUGGAGCUGAGCACCACAGGCUUCUUUGAGAGAGAUGGACAACCAUACUGUAACAAAGACUACCAUCAGCUCUUCUCUCCUCGUUGUGCCUACUGCAAGGGGCCCAUUGUGCAGAACAUCCUGACAGCUCUGGACCAGACCUGGCACCCUGAACACUUCUUCUGUACACACUGUGGAGGCCUGUUUGGAGCUGAAGGUUUCCUAGAAAAGGAUGGGAAGCCAUACUGUUCCAAGGACUUCUACCACCUCUUUGCUCCCAAGUGCUCAGGCUGUGGGGAGUCAGUCAGGGAGAACUACCUGACUGCAGCCAAUGGCACCUGGCAUCCAGAGUGCUUCGUCUGCUCAGACUGUCUGAAGCCCUUCACUAAUGGCUGUUUCAUGGAGUUGGAUGGUCGACCACUCUGCUCACAGCACUUCCACUCCCGGCAGGGCACUCUGUGCGGUGGCUGUGGUGAGCCCAUCACUGGCCGCUGCAUCUCUGCUAUGGAUCGCAAGUUUCAUCCUGAGCACUUUGUGUGUGCCUUCUGUCUGCGGCAGCUCAGCCAAGGCAUUUUCAAGGAGCAGAAAGGGAAGCCUUACUGUUCGGCUUGCUUUGACAAACUCUUUGUGUGAGACAUAAGAUACAUAACAUGGAGCAGAGACUGCUGCAUCAUUGUCAUUAUUGAGAUUUUAAUUUAGCCACAAUGAUGUAUUUAAAUGAGGCAAUACUAUUCUUACAUUAGAGUAAAUUACAUUACAAGAUCGUGUUUGCAGAUAAGCAAUAAACGCUUCACUUUUUCAGUAAUUCAUGGCCAACUAAGCUGCCUGACAUUUUAACAGAUUUUUGAAUUGAAGCGAAAAAUGUGUGGAUAAAUUAUUUGUAGAUUUUGUUAAAAUAUCAAGGGAAAAAUGUUAACAUCGUAACAUAAUUACUGACAUGGCUGUAAAACACAAGGAAAACACAUAUUUCCCCAUGAUAAAAAUAUUUUAGAAACUUUCCAUUUAUGUGAAGUUUGGAUGGUUGUACAAGGUGUGUUGCUGACACUUUUUUUUGACACAUGGCAAAAUUAUACAGGAUUUCGUAUAUCAUGAUCACGUAAAAUUUAUAAACGGAGGACGAAAAACACAGAGGUGCAGUUUUAAUCCGUGGUUUCCAUUAAGCUAUCCCUAGUUUGCCAUAAGACUUGGCAGUCUAGAGAUAUUCUCUGGCAGUAUGGGGCACUUCGUCAAGAGGCUUGUCUAUGUGGCCUGAUAGCUUGUAUUGGCAGUGAAUGGCAUGAAUCGGCGUGCCAACCUGAGUUUCCUCUUACUCUGACCUACCAUUUGGCCCCUGGCAUGCAUUGGAUUCAAACAACCUCCUCAUUCUCCACACAGGCUCCUUUAUAGAUGCCUAUGGAAGAUUAAUGAAGGUGGUGAGGUGAACAAAGGUGGUUUCAGAAGGAGCUCCCUCGCAUCACUGCAUUUCUUCAGCAACUGACGUUGACUGUUGAGGGAUGAAUCAACCACAAAGUGUUUUAGAGUAAAUGUAUUUUUGGUGAUGUACCUUGCAUGUCUGGGCCCAAUUUUUUUGUCUUGUCUUACAGCAAGAUGCCUUGUUCGUGCUUUUUCGGCUGACAGCAUUCAAAUAUGUGAUGUCUGCAUGUCCUUGAUCACACCAUAAAGCACAAAGUGACAACUGAUUAAUUGUAUUUCAUACAGUACUAAAGAUAGAACCUAAUAGAAGGUACAAAAUUAAUAAUUAAAGUUAUGGUAUAGGAAAUCUCACUGAAGUAAAUGAUUGUGGGUGGGCAGAAAAGUAAACUAAAUCACUUUAUAGUAUAAAUCAGUUUUGUAAAGCAAUGAGCAUCAUGGAAACGACCUGUGAAAUAAUAAAGGUAACCAAACUUGCUCAAAUGUUCUCAGUGUUCCCCUCUGUUGGAUACUGAGUUCAGAUUCUUGCCCAUGUCAAAUUGUAUCUUAUCAGACAUUGCCUUAUCUUCAGAUACACUGGCUACUUUUUGUCGGCCCUGUAGUCAGCUUUCUCCAGCUUUUCUUCAAGCUACUUAGACUUGCUGUGUGAAGUUAGUGUGUGAGUGAGAAUGGAGGUUUGCAUUAAUCAUGCUGUCAUCACUGUCAGACCAGGCCUCUCAUAGCCUCUACAGAAUAUGGACCUUGCAUCACGGAAUAAGUGUGAAUGUAUCGUGUUCGGUCAAAAUCCAGGAUCACAAGUGUUUAAUGAUCUAUCGGCCUUGUGCCCAGAUUCCUGCUGAACUCAAAGACAUACUGUAAUUUUUAAUGUUAAAUAUGUUUAACACACCUGAGAGAUUUGCAUUUUGUGUACAAGAGGGAGGUGCACUUUCCAGCUUGAACCAUACAUAUAACAACAUCAACUUGAUCAAAUGACUUGAGUGGCGAUUAUGUGCAGUCUAGUAUUAAAAAUGUUUCUUUAUGCACUAUUUACUGUCACAACUGCAUGCUGUAGGAGUAGACUUGCCGAAACGGUCUAAUAAGUGGCUCACUCUCCUACAUCAAAGAGCUGUAAACUAGGGGUUUAAAUUUAGACGUUGAACGCACAUGUGAACACUCAUCCUAGCUGUCGGGUGUAUUUACAACACCAAAGCUUUGCAAAGUCUUGAGUAGAAAAGUAGAAAACAAAAAUAUGAUGCGGGGAAAGUAAUUCUGGCAUUCACAGAAAAAUAUGAGUGUUAUUGUAUGGCUGAGUGGACAGGGAGGAAAAGGGUUCUCUGGCACGUAGUAAAAAUGAGAAAACAUGAAAUGUGAGCAGGGGUCUUUUUAAAAGGGUGGCGAAUAAAGGGCCGUCUGUGGAAAGCAGAGAGAGUGUAACUCAGGUGACAUUUACAGCAGUGAAACAGAGUACGAACGGUCUGGGAGCUCACUGGGCCAUGAUGGCAGUUCGAGCUCAAUGGGGGAGGAAAAGGGAGUGAAGCAUAAUGGAUACUGGUGACGAGGGAGGCAGGGUGAGGAGGGCAGGGGUUGAGGAGUGUACUUGCAAGAGUUACCCCUGCGUGACACUGAAACCCAACACUUACCUCCUCUCCUGUAAAAUGGCUGUGUCCGCUUGGCCACCCCUGAUGGGGACCGUAGAGCUGCCUGUCCAGACCUAUGCAGUCCCACUGUGGGUCACGCCCGGAGCUGGUGCUGCCCUACCCAGUAAACCCAGCAGUUCACAUCAGCUUUGAACCCAUAACUGUCAGAUAGGUCUCAGGUACAGACUCACUCAUUAAUCAGUACAUUAGCUUGUAGAAACACUUCCAUGGAAACGCCACCUGGAGACAACUCCAGUUGCAAAUCAGUCUGGACAAUGUGAAAUCACAGCUCCAGUAGGUGCAGUUAAACAUGGAUGGAUCAAAUUACUGUAACAUCAUUACUAGGCAUGUCCAUGUAUGUACUGAUAAACUCAACAGGUCAAUGAACUACUAGAAAUAUUUAAGUGAAUGCAGGUACAUUACUCUUAAAGGAACACAGAGCUCUAAAGAGAAACAAAUGUGAAUUCCUCACAAAUGAUUUUUAAAAUGUAUUUCAUCUCAUAUGCAGUGAUGUGUGUGUUAUGUCAAACAUAAAUGGGUGGAAAACUUGAAAAAUCCUGUCAGGUCAUAAAAUAAAAUUUUGAAGGCA
Messenger RNA from Dicentrarchus labrax (European seabass), 4256 nucleotides. It is a transcript of the gene lpxn, whose product is annotated as leupaxin. The coding region runs from base 81 to 1274 and encodes 397 amino acids. Gene Ontology annotation, biological process: actin cytoskeleton organization; muscle structure development. The record is from RefSeq and is a predicted model, not a curated record. Gene Ontology annotation, molecular function: muscle alpha-actinin binding; actin binding. The transcript has 9 exons. NCBI's taxonomy places the organism in Eukaryota, Metazoa, Chordata, Actinopteri, Moronidae. Gene Ontology annotation, cellular component: Z disc; adherens junction; stress fiber.